Molecule: messenger RNA, 3842 nt
Organism: Mobula hypostoma (lesser devil ray)
Lineage: Eukaryota; Metazoa; Chordata; Chondrichthyes; Myliobatiformes; Myliobatidae
Gene: mms22l
Product: MMS22-like, DNA repair protein
Exons: 25
Coding region: 1-3774 (1257 amino acids)
Biological process (GO): replication fork processing; double-strand break repair via homologous recombination
Cellular component (GO): nuclear replication fork
Source: RefSeq, a predicted model, not a curated record
AUGCGCAUGCGGAGUCGGAGGGCACUGAAAGGCGCGAAGCAGGAAAAGAAAGCAGCGGAGAAUCCGGGGAGAAGAUCCACAGUCAGGAGGAAAAUGGAUGAUGAAUUUGGAGGAUCUCUGACCCCUCCUGUCUCUCCUUGCGAAAUGGAGAGAAUGGAGACGGACAUGCAAUGCUGCAGACCUCCCUGCUUCUCCUGUACCUUGGGACAGUGCGAUGCAGUGAAACCCUUCUCUCCUCACGGCUAUCUGGCAAGUGGAUCACUAAACCGGUUGCUUCUAAGAUUGGAUCCUUCCCCUACGUGCUUUGGAGCUGACACAGUGGAUAUAUUUGGCUUUCAGUGGGUGACUGAAAUGGCGCUUGUCGAAUCACCACAUCUUCUGUUUGGCUUACUGAGACAACAAAUCAGUCGUUUAGAAGAUUUGGCACAGACUAAUUCCUGUGAUUUUGGGAACAUUACCAGCAUUUGUAGUGAAGCAGAUGACAUCAGACAACAAUGUGUUAACUUCCUCCAAUAUGUCAAAGUAUUUAUUUUCAGAUAUUUGGAGCCUUCCAGAGAACUGAGUGAUAAACCUAUCCAUCCAUACGAAGAACUGGAAAUCCAGCUGCCUUCAGUAUUAGUGGAGGAAUUGCAUGCACUUACCCUGUUCAUUGGCCAUCUCCGUGAACGGCCCAGUAUCAUCCUAGCCAACCUCUCCAUAAGCAACCAAGGCAAGGUCUUUCCACCAUCCUGGCAUUUGGUACAUUUGCAUUUGGACAUUCAGUGGUCACUGCUUGAGAUUUUGCAUAUACUCAGCGAGAAAAUGUUGGGACAAGUAAUCUAUGCACAUCAGUUUAUGAAUCUGACCGGUCAAAACUUGACUAAUGUCAGCCUGUUUGAAGAUCAUUGUAAUAAUCUUUUGCGUGACCUGAUUGUUUUAGCGGUCAACAAGUAUACCAAGGUCAGACCAACUGAUGCACUUAACGUUUGUCAUUACCAGUGCAGCUGCGUGAAGGAACUGUGGUUGCUGCUCAUCCACCUACUUGAUCACCGGAAUAAGACUUCCCAAACCGAGAAUUUCUGGAACUGCUUGAACAGUCAUCUCAGGGAUCUCUUGCAAGAGAAGACAAAUACAGAAGGAGUUCGUCUUUGUGUUUCCAACAUCUGGAAGGAUCCUCGUGGUUUCACUUGGUGGCUGGUUACCCACCUUGCAGUUCUUUACACAUUUGACAGAAAUGGAACCACUCAAGACAAGAAGCUGAUUGAAAGUAACUGGAGUUUGACAGAGGAGCUUCUGAAACUUUCUGUGAAUGCUCAGAGUGGCAUUUUGGAAGAACAUUUACGGAUGCACCUUCAAUGUUGCCUGAUACUUUGUGACCUGUGGUGUACCAAUCUCAAUACAGUUACUAUAUUGUGGGAAUACUACAGUAAAUUCCUGAAUAGCCCCUUCAAUAUUCCGUGGCUUGGCCUUCAAGGGCUGGCCAGUGUGACCAAAUCGCCUUUCGCAAUGCUCGAAAUGACGAGGACCUGCUGCAGCGGUGACCAAAGCUCCAACUUGUACGAGUCACAGAAUAGCUUUCAGCUUUUCCUCAGAAUUUUAGCCCUGCAAAUGACAAAAGGACAGGAAGCAAGUGGAACACACCCAUGGAAACAGCUAAAAGGAAGGAUUUAUUCCAAGUUUCAUCAACGAAAAAUGCAAGAACUCAAGGAGCUGGGCCUUCAGAACUUCCUUAGCCUUUUCCUAGUCCUCGCGGAAGUGGCCGGUCUGGAGGAUGUUGUGAGCCGCGUGUCCGACCUUCUCGACCUUUUAAAGCCCAGUCUGCUCUCCACUGCCCAGCAAUGCUUGAUUUGGAAGGGUUACUUUGCAUUUCUUUUGAUGUACGAAGAGAAAAAUGUCGACGUCAGCUUCCUUGCCACAAAGAUGUCGGCCAAUUUUGAGAAUGUAGCCAAGGAAUUCUACCUGAAGACCACGGACCACACCCGGAAAGCGACCCUUUGGCCAUUGUUAUUGACGUAUAUGGAAUCAGUGCAGGAGGUAUUUGAGACCAGUUCCUUUCUGCACCUUUCAGAGGAGAAGCUGUUGAACGGAGGGUUUGAUCUGCUGUGCCGUGCCUGCAGGGAAGUCGAACUAAGUGCAGCACUUACAUUUCUACAAAUUGUUCUGGCUCGCUUGAGGAGUGUGAACAAGCGCUUGGUCCAGCUCAUUCAGCAGGUUCCCCUGCCUUCUCACAGCCUUCCAGCACCGUUAGUUGCCAAAGAGCGCCACCUAGUGAUCGCCGGUGCUCUCUGGAAGAAUUUCUUCCCCUUCGUGAAGAGCCAAAGACUGUCACAGACACCUUCUUCGCAGACAGCUGACGUGGCUGCAGGUUUUACGCUCUUAGCAAUAGAUAUGCCAAGCACCGCGCCGUCAGAUCUCCAACCACAACCUCUCAUAAGCAUGAUGCAGAUAUUUGGCUGGGAUGAUAUGGUGCACCCCCAGCUGGUGUCUCGAUAUCUCAGUCAUCUCAUUCAAAACAGCUCCUUGGUAGAUGCUCUCAGAAGCCAGGGUUGCAGUUCAUACCAAACGUUUACAAUCCAUUCCUGGUUUCGGUGCAUUUUGCAACAGUAUGUGAGUCAGCCUGCGGAUAAAAUGCAUGCCAACACAAGUGGAGGUGGAAGCAUGGAACAAUUGGCAGGAUUGACAAGGAUAGUAUUCAAGCUGCCAGAGAUGGAAAAUUUACUCAACCAGUCUCAACUUGAUCAGACAGCCACUAAACUGGAGCCAAAAUGCGCUCUACUCAUACUCAUUAAGGCUGUUGGGAAAACUUACAAUCAAUUACAAACCCUAGGAGAAAAAUCUUCCUUAGCCUCAAGGGCCUUGGAAUAUGCGGGUGACAUUCUGAAGUACACCAAGCCAUAUUUAGCGAACAAGGGACCAAGUGAGGGCCUGCAGCUGUUAUACUGGGCUGUCGGCUGCAUUGUCAAGCACUGGGCUCUGAUACUGGCCACUUCAAAGUCUCAACAAUUCUUGUUCCGGAUUAUUGAUCGUCUGUUAUUGCCACAUACGCUGUUUCAGCAGGGAACAGAACUGCCCCCAGCACUGCUAUCGGCCAUUCGAGAUAACUUGCCAUUAUAUCUACAAGGUUUAGCAGCUAUCGUUGGACACACAACAGUUCAGGCUGCUUAUGUUAAGCAGCUGCUCCGAAGUAUAAUUCACAAGUACUUUGAUCGCUUCCUUUCACCAUCUACCACUGGGUCAGGUGUCGUCAGUCACCCCUUAUUAAUAGCACUUCGUGAGUCAACCCCAGUGGCUCGCCAACCGUUGCUGCGGAAAGCUGUUGUUCAGGUCAUCAGUGAAAGCUACCUGCAGUUCAGAAGUCAUGCUCCUCCUCCUCGCUUAGCAGCAGUCUUCUCGUUCCUUCUUGAACUUUUACAAAGAAACCAAAACAGUGAUGCAGCUAGUGAGGCUGAGCUGCUCCUGCCUGCAGUGCUGAAAUGUCUCAUGUUGGUUAACGAACCACAAGUGAAGAAGUUGGCCGCUGAGGUCAUGAAAUGUGUAAUUGAAAAUUGUCAGUCGCUAACUCCAUGUCAAGCUUGCCCACACUUGUCCUCUGUUCUAAGGCAAUUCAUUCAGCAGAAUUUUGGGAUCUACGACCACCAGGUCUUCAAUAUCCUAGAAAUGGUAGUUGUGCUGAAUCAAGAUUUGGUUGUCGGUCUCAUUCCCACACUAAGUCAAACUCUGAAGGACACGGAACAUAAGCAAGGACUGGGAAGAAACAGUUUGCAAAGUAUCACAUCGAAGCUGCACCCUCUCUAACAUGCUGGUAGAGAGAGUUUUAUUUGGGUUUUCUUUAGCGCUGGAAAUGGUUACAUCCCGACAUGCGG